AGCGUCUCCCUCGCCGCUGGAUCUCAGGCGGUCACGUGACCACGGCUCACGUGUCCCUGCUGCCGGCUCGGGUGUGAAGCACUGUAGAUUUUAGGUGAAGUUUUGAGAAAGAAGAAAUUGGGGCCAGAGGGAAGUGAGGAAAAUCAGAUCCCAGAUCUUUGGAGAGAAAGAGCUGUAAGGAACAACACACCCUCUACCACAGACCGUCAGGUGGAAAUAGCAGGUUGAGAAGAGCUGGGGCUCAGAGGCCACCUGGAGUAAUAGUCCCAAACAGGCUGGUGCCGCCCUCCAGCUGAAGGUGUUCCCUCAGCUGCCCCAAGAAUGUGAUUGCGAAGCCAAAUCUGCAGAUCCAGUGGGAAGCAGGCUCCCGGGGCCAUGGCCCAGGUCAGCAUCAACAGUGACCUCGGCGAGUGGGGCUCGAGCAUGGACUCUGGGGAGCGGGCCCGUCUGCUGCAGAGUCCCUGUGUGGACACGGCCCCCAAGAGUGAAGGGGAGGCCUCUCCUGAGGGUCUGGACAGAGGUACCACUUCCACCCUUGGGGCCAUCUUCAUCGUUGUCAACGCCUGCCUAGGUGCAGGGCUGCUCAACUUCCCGGCUGCCUUCAGCACGGCAGGUGGGGUGGCGGCCGGUGUCGCACUGCAGAUGGGCAUGCUGGUCUUCAUCAUCAGUGGCCUUGUCAUCCUGGCCUACUGCUCCCAGGCCAGCAACGAGAGGACCUACCAGGAGGUGGUGUGGGCCGUGUGUGGCAAGCUGACGGGAGUGCUCUGCGAGGUGACCAUUGCCAUCUACACCUUUGGCACCUGCAUCGCCUUCCUCAUCAUCAUUGGGGACCAACAAGACAAGAUUAUAGCUGUGAUGGCAAAGGAGCCUGAGGGGACCGGUGGCAGCCCCUGGUACAUGGACCGAAAGUUCACCAUCAGCCUCACGGCCUUUCUCUUCAUCCUGCCCCUUUCCAUCCCCAGAGAGAUCGGCUUCCAGAAAUAUGCCAGCUUCUUGAGCGUCGUGGGCACCUGGUACGUCACUGCCAUCAUUAUCAUCAAAUAUAUCUGGCCAGAUAAAGAGAUGACCCCAGGGGACAUCCUGACCAGGCCAGCUUCCUGGGUGGCUGUGUUCAAUGCUAUGCCCACCAUCUGCUUCGGAUUUCAGUGCCAUGUGAGCAGCGUGCCCGUCUUCAACAGCAUGCGGCAGCCCAAGGUGAAGACUUGGGGUGGGGUGGUGACAGCCGCCAUGGUCAUCGCCCUCGCUGUCUACAUGGGCACGGGCAUCUGUGGCUUCCUGACCUUUGGAGCUGCUGUGGACCCCGACGUGCUGCUGUCCUACCCUUCUGAGGACAUGGCUGUGGCCGUUGCCCGCGCCUUCAUCAUCCUGAGCGUGCUCACCUCCUACCCCAUCCUGCACUUCUGUGGGCGGGCGGUGGUCGAAGGCCUGUGGCUGCGCUAUCAGGGGAUGCCCGUGGAGGAGGACGUGGGGCGCGAGCGGCGGCGGCGCAUGCUGCAGACCCUUGUCUGGUUCCUGCUCACCCUGCUGCUGGCGCUCUUCAUCCCUGACAUCGGCAAGGUCAUCUCGGUCAUCGGAGGCCUGGCCGCCUGCUUCAUCUUUGUCUUCCCAGGACUGUGCCUCAUUCAAGCCAAACUGUCUGAGAUGGAAGAAGUCAAGCCAGCCAGCUGGUGGGCGCUGGUCAGUUAUGGUGUCCUCUUGGUCACCCUGGGAGCCUUCAUCUUUGGCCAGACCACAGCCAACGCCAUCUUUGUGGAUCUCUUGGCAUAACCACUGCCUCCAGGCAACACAUGGCCUUUGCCGCUGGACCCAGGAACCCAUCUCUUCAAGCUGUGGGGCCACCCUGAGUCCAACAUCAUUCCCCCUUUACUGGUGGGAUGACAUCUGGACAUCCUUUUCCGGGGACAGUUCUGGAGUGAGAUCAGGCCUCCCCCCUCUGGACAGAUCAGACCCGGCUCCCUCCUGCUUUCCAGUCCCAGCAGUGUGAGGAUGGGCAGGGGAAGGUCCUGGGUCACAGAAGAACCUUCCUUGCCCUCCAGCUCUCAAUUCUCCAUGCCUGAAAAACACAGGGAAGAGUGUCAGAACAUCUCAGAAAAAAAGAACCCAGUCUGACCUGACUCUGGAGAAAGAGUGUGGGCACAGGACCACCGCCAUCCUCCACAGAGCAGCCUGUCCUGAGCAGGAGCUGCGCUCGUCACCCCGGGACCCCAUGCCUGCCCGUUUGUCAGCCACUUGGCCCACAGUGGCUUCUCUGGGAUCGGGCAACUUCCAAAGGUAGCACAAAAGUCCUACAGAUGCACAGAGGUAGAUAGAGUCAUGCCUUGUCCACCCCAUCCUGGGGCCUCUUUCCCCAAACCUGAGGGUCCAGGCAUCCCUGUCUUCCUCCGUUCGCAGACAUCAUCAAGUCUAAUGUUUACAAACGGUGCCAGCCCGGCUCCGAACCAGAGGCCGGGGGCCGUGCCAUGCCGCCACGGUGCUGUGAGGACUCCUCGGUUAGUUUUUCCCUUGGCAGGACGUCUGCUUUUCUCUCUCCGAUUCCAGGUGGGCCCCUCGUUUCAGAGGCACAGGUUGGGUGAUAAAGAAGGCUGGAACCUUCCAAACCCAUGCAGGCUGGGCUAGACAGGGUCCGGGGGAGCCUCUCCAAUAGCUUCUCUUUCAUUGACUGCUUCUCUUCUGCCUGCUCUCUAGUCAUCUCUCUCCUGUCAACCCUAGCAGGGUAGCCCUCAGAGAAGAGCAGCUGAGUUGUCACUGACUGGGCAAUAUUUGAGUAUAGUCACACCAGUGUGGAAGUUUCCCUUCCGGUCCAGAUCUGGUCUGUUCCCUCCCUUCAUUGUUUCUUCACCCCCUACCCCAUUUUUCUAGCUCAGUCUCUCCUCACAUAAGCCUGGGGGUAGUAGACCUCCCUUCUCUUGCCCGCUUCUGCAGCUCCAGGGGUCCACCGGGCCAGCCUCAGCCACCUGUCAAUCACACUGAGGUCACACAUGGAUUGUGCCCCAGAUGGGGUGAGGAGGGACACUGUUCUCCUGGUCUGAUUCCCAUUUUUCCUUCUCCGGCUGUUCACUUCGACCAAACCCAGGCAUUGAAUCGAGCUUCCUCCACCGGGAACUCACAGCAUUUCCUCAGCCCCUCCUGCCCAAAACCUCCAUAGCCCAGGUGAGCGGGACCCCCACCCAGCAGCCCACCACUCAGGGCAGUGAGCUCACAGAAGCAGAGGCAGGCUGGCGGCGAAGUAGGCUUCUCCUCAGUUCCCAACCUGGAUGAACACCUUUCCUCACAUCCCCGUGCCCCCCUCCACCCAUCCUCAGCCCCUGCAUAGUGCCAGGCCCUUCCAGCGCCCAUCCCUGCCAAGGCUAGGAGGUCCAGUCAGCAGGGCUGCACAGCCCCCUGAGGUUGGAUUUCAGCUAAGGGAUGGGGGAUGUAAGGGGAGUCCUCGCACAGAAACAGACCUGUCAGGAAAAGGAGCUGGAAUCUGGCCAUUUGGCCUAACCUCAGGAGCCCCCUGCCCUGCCCUCCCUGCCAGGGUAUUUUACGGUUUCUUUUCUACUCGUGCACAUUCAUACCAGGGAAGAUGGUUAAUAAAAAGAGGCUGUGCUGCUGA
Molecule: messenger RNA, 3595 nt
Organism: Mustela lutreola (European mink)
Lineage: Eukaryota; Metazoa; Chordata; Mammalia; Carnivora; Mustelidae
Gene: SLC38A7
Product: solute carrier family 38 member 7
Exons: 12
Coding region: 376-1767 (463 amino acids)
Biological process (GO): amino acid transmembrane transport
Molecular function (GO): L-leucine transmembrane transporter activity; L-asparagine transmembrane transporter activity; L-methionine transmembrane transporter activity
Source: RefSeq, a predicted model, not a curated record